AUGUCAAAACAAUACUUCAUUCAAGGAGCUUACCCGGGCAAAGAACUGAAAGUCAGCGACAUUGAAACACUGUUAUUGAAAGAAGACCGCGUCGUUCUGUACAUUGCCUACCAUGUGAACGGGCCUUUCCCUCGGGUCGUGAAACCAAACCAGAGCAUUAAAUUUGAGAAGGUGUCAAGAGAAGUCAUGGAUGCAGUUCCUCAACGUCUUAAAGCUGAGAAUAUUGAUCACAUGUUUGAGUCUUUGGCUAAUAUUAUGCAACAUAUGCGCAGUACAAAUUUGGAUGAAGUAGUUCCCAUGAAGACAGAUCGCUUUUUAUCUUUGAGGCGGGCCAAAAGUGUUCUCAAUCACAAUCAUGGGAGAAUCCUGCACGCCCUUUCGAGGUGGAAGAAGAGGAUGAUGAUGAUGAUGAUGAGGCUCCGCUCGAUAGUUCAUGCAAGAGAGCCUUAA
Molecule: messenger RNA, 450 nt
Organism: Pocillopora meandrina
Lineage: Eukaryota; Metazoa; Cnidaria; Anthozoa; Scleractinia; Pocilloporidae
Source: the annotation of a GenBank genome assembly